UCCACCCAUCUCGGCCUCCCAAAGUGCUGGGAUUACAGGCUUGAGCCACCGCGCCCAGCCUGUUUUUAUUUCAUAAUCAUAAACUUAACUGCAAUACAGCUAGACAUGGAAGGAAUAAGGAAAAUAUGGAACCCAAAAAACUGCAGUGGGAGUACCAAGAUUAUAGGAUACUUGUGAGCAAAUGAGGUGGAGUGCUCUCCUGAGCUACAGAAGGAAUGAUCUGGUGGUUAAAACACAAGUCACAUCUAUUAGAGUUAUCUACAGUCAGCAAUAGUUAUCUUCUUGUCGAUCUUGCCAUUCCUGCUCCCAAAGUGCCCCAUGGCUUCCACGAUAUUCAUGCCUUCUUUCACCUUGGCAAAGAUCACAUGCUUGCCAUCCAACCACUCAAUCUUGGUAGUGCAGAUGAAAAACUAGGAACUAUUUGCGUUGGGUCCAGCAUUUUCCAUGAACAAGAUGCCAGGACCUGUAUGCUUCAGGAUGAAGUUCUCGUCAUCAGAUUUCUCCCCAUAGAUGGACUUGCCAUCAGUGCUAUUAUGGCAUGCGAAGUCACCACCCUGACGCAUAAAGUCUGGGAUAAUUCUGUGAAAGCAGGAACCCUUAUAAUCAAAUUAUUUCUCUCCAGUGCUCAGAGCAUGAAAAUUUUCUGCUGUCUUUGGAACUUUGUCUACAAACAGAAGAAGAUGCAGCCCAAGGGCUCACCAUGGGUGGCGAUGUUGAAGAACAUGAAGACCUUACUGCUGAUAGCACCAUCUUCAAAUUUAUGGAAGCUUAUAGCAGAGUGGGAGGUGAAGAGGUGGUCAGACAACAAUUUGAUAAUGAAACAAACACAUGUGAAGAGAAGAUGCUUAGAUGAUGGUGGCCCUGAAUUGCAAAAGGCUGUCUGGGAGCUCGGCUGCCCACCCAGCAUUCAGUGUCUACUACCUCCUGUCUGUUAUGCUUGUGUCUGGUUUUUAAUUUUUUUUAAUUCUUAGUUUUUGUGGAUACA
This is a messenger RNA of Rhinopithecus roxellana (golden snub-nosed monkey), 985 nucleotides long. RefSeq lists its product as uncharacterized. The coding region runs from base 216 to 971 and encodes 251 amino acids. NCBI's taxonomy places the organism in Eukaryota, Metazoa, Chordata, Mammalia, Primates, Cercopithecidae. The record is from RefSeq and is a predicted model, not a curated record. The transcript is spliced from 3 exons.